Messenger RNA from Dentiscutata heterogama, 645 nucleotides. NCBI's taxonomy places the organism in Eukaryota, Fungi, Glomeromycota, Glomeromycetes, Diversisporales, Gigasporaceae. The record is from the annotation of a GenBank genome assembly.
AUGCAGAAUAAUUUACAACCCGUAGCACUUUUUAAUAAAGGAAUUGUAGGAAAUUGGCAAAAAGUUGGAGAUGAAAUGAAAAAUGUUGGAUGGCGCGUAAGAUAUAUUGAAGCUACUCAAGCAACCCCUGGAGACAUAACACUUCCAAAAUCAAACAUAACAUUCAUAUGUUUUAAUAAUGAACAAUGGAAUUCUUGUAACUCUGAAAAUGAUAAGAAAGAUAUUAUUCGAAAUUUGGUUAACCGAAUUAAAAAAGCAAAUCAACGCCAUAAGAAAGCGUUUUUGCUAAUUUAUAUUGAAAAUGAAAAUACUCAAAUAUUAUAUGAUAUUCAAACGAGACUCUUGAUAUGUAACAUUACAAACACCAUAUUGCCUAUUCACAAUCCAACAGAAGCAAUGUCCUUGAUGCGAAUAAUUUCUGAUGGAUUAUGUAAUGAUAAUAAAUCGCUUAAUCUUCAAGGUCUGGAAAAGAUGUCAGCUGGACCAAAAAAACUUCGUUUGCAUGAUUGUUAUGUCUUGCAAGAAGGAUUGCAAACCUUUUUUAAUAUCUCGGUAGCUACAGAGUCUCAAUUAUUAGAUUGCUCAUUAGAUAAAGAAACCGCACGAGAUGUAAUAAAGUUCUUUGAACAAGAUUAUAUUGCCUGA